CACAUACAAUCUUGUGAAGAUCUAGAGUUGGCCAUGGCUCUGCAAGGCCUUGUGGACUGGAGGGGAAGGCCAGUUGAUCCCAAGAGGCACGGUGGUGUGAAGGCUGCUAUGUUCAUCUACUUCCUAAUCGUGAUGACCAACAUGGGGAACAUCCCGACGAUGCUGAACAUAGUGAGCUACCUGCACGGGACGAUGCACAUGGGCAUCGCCGACGCCUCCACCACCGCCGCCAACUUCUACGGCGCCAUCUGCGUCUUCUCCCUCCUCGGCGCCUUCGUCUCCGACUCCUACGUCAAGCGCUUCUACACCAUCCUCAUCUUCGCUCCGAUCGAGAUUCUGGGGUAUAUGCUGCUGGCGUGCCAAGCUCACUUCCCGUGGCUGCACCCGCCGCCGUGCGACGCCGGCGGCGGCGGCGUCGAGCGGUGCGCGGCGGCGAGCGGGCGCGACCUGACGCUGCUGAGGCUAGGGCUGUACGUGAUCCCGGUCGGCGAGGGGGCGCUGCGGGUGUGCGGGGCGGCGCUGGGCGGCGACCAGUUCGACGGCGCCGGCGACCCGGCGGAGCUCCGUGGGAAGAUGAGCUUCUUCAACUGGUUCACCUUCUGCAUCUCGCUGGGCGGCUUCGUGGGGCUCGUCUUCGUGGUGUGGGUGCAGAACAACCAGGGGUGGGACCUCGCCUUCGCGCUCGCCGCCGUCAUGGCGCUCGUCGCCAUGGCCGUCGUCCUCGCCGGCCUGCCGUACUACCGCCACCGCGUGCCCGCCGGCAGCCCGCUCACCAGGAUCCUCCAGGUUUUUGUGGCGGCGUUCAGGAAGAGGAACGUGACGAUGCCGGAGGGUGUGGUGGAAAUGCAUGAGAAUUCAGAAUGCACAAGCAUUGAGCUGCUGGACAAGACUCCUGGUUUCAAGUUCCUUGACAAGGCGGCGGUGGACGACGGCGACCGGCGGCGGUGGUCGCUGUGCACGGUGACUCAGGUGGAGGAGGCGAAGAUCAUCCUCCGGAUGCUCCCCGUCUUCCUCAGCUCCGUCCUGGGUUACCUCCCCAUCCCGCUCCUCCUCACCUUCACCGUGCAGCAGGGCGGCGCCAUGGACACCCGCCUCGGCGGCACCAACGUCCCGCCGGCGAGCCUCUUCGUCGUGCCCAUCGUCUUCCAGAUGCUCAUCCUCGUCGCCUACGACCGCGCCGCCGUGCCGUGGCUGCGGCGGGCCACGGGGCUCGCCGGCGGGAUCACCCACCUGCAGCGCGUGGGGCUCGGGUUCGCGUCGAGCGCCGGCGCGCUGGCGCUGGCCGCCGCCGUGGAGUCGCGGCGCAGGGCCCGCGCGGCGGCCUCGGCGGCGCCCAUGUCGGUGUUCUGGCUGACGCCGCAGUUCUUCCUCCUCGGCGUCAUGGACGUCACCUCCUUCGUCGGCCUCCUCGAGUUCUUCUACAGCGAGGCCUCCGCGGGCAUGAAGUCCAUCGGCGGCGCCGUCUUCUUCUGCAUCCUCGGCGUCGCGUCGUGGCUCGGCGGCCUCCUCAUCCAGGCGGUCAACCGCGCCACCGCCGGCGCCGGCCGCGGGCGCCGCGGCUGGCUCGACGGCGCCGACCUCGACGACAGCCACCUCGAUCGCUUCUACUGGCUCCUCGCGCUGUUCGAGAUCGCCGCCUUCUUCCUCUACCUCUGCUGCGCAUGGCGGUACACGUACAGGCAUCAUCCGCGGAUGCAGGCCGCCAUGGAGGAUGACAAGAUCUCGACGACGACGACGAAGAAAGCCGCGGUUUGAUCGCACGGCUGGGUGCACCGUAGGAUCUGAAAUGGAUGGCUCUGAUCUCUCCAUGUAUUGUGCAAAAAAAGGUUUGUAGCUUAUGUAUAAGUGACGAGACAGUAGUGGAGGGUUUGAACCCUCGGAUCGAGAAAUGAACGGUCGAGAUUGAGUGCAGGUAUGCGGCUAGUAUUUUAUUUUGGCUCUACAAUGAUAUAUGCACUACUAGAUAUUGUCCAAAUAUGCUUUUUAAUUUCUAUCCAUGUGUGUUCAAAGUAUUUUAGAUUUUUUUUACUUAAGCCAAUUACUAGUAGCAGACAAUAUGAUGGGUAGUAAAGUUAAAAAGAUAUGGCAGUGAUCUUACAUGUACAGGCAUCGAUGCAUGCCACCAUGGAGGAUUACAAGUUUGAGCGCCAACGGGUGCACCGUAGGAUCUUAAACGGACGGCUG
Oryza brachyantha (malo sina) is the source of this 2184-nucleotide messenger RNA. Its product is annotated as protein NRT1/ PTR FAMILY 4.6-like. The transcript is spliced from 5 exons. Gene Ontology annotation, biological process: transmembrane transport. The annotation marks the transcript as partial. The record is from RefSeq and is a predicted model, not a curated record. Gene Ontology annotation, cellular component: membrane. NCBI's taxonomy places the organism in Eukaryota, Viridiplantae, Streptophyta, Magnoliopsida, Poales, Poaceae. Gene Ontology annotation, molecular function: transmembrane transporter activity.